Messenger RNA from Lithohypha guttulata, 711 nucleotides. RefSeq lists its product as uncharacterized. Lineage: Eukaryota; Fungi; Ascomycota; Eurotiomycetes; Chaetothyriales; Trichomeriaceae. The coding region runs from base 1 to 711 and encodes 236 amino acids. The transcript has a single exon. The record is from RefSeq and is a predicted model, not a curated record.
AUGACGGUCCAUACCGAGCCACAUGCGUCUCGAGAUGCGACACAUCGCGUUGGCCAGCAUCAGGACUUCUCGACGACCGCAAUCAAUGAACGAUUACAAAGUCAGCGAGCCAGGACAGCAGACAAUAGCGUCGACGAGCAGGAAUAUGUGUUAACUCUACUGACAGACCCUGCUCACCACGAGUAUAUGACCUCUUUUCGCAAGAAGUACUUUCCCGCCAAGCUGAACAAGCUUGAAGCUCAUAUCACCAUGUUUCACGCUCUUCCUGAGUCUAAGCUUGAGAGUGAUGUGCUUCCAGCCAUACAGGACAUCACCUCAAAGACCAGUGAAUAUCGUAUUCGUGCCACGAAUGCCUUCAGACUAUCCAAAGGCGUCGCAAUAGCUGUUGCUGAUGACAUUGAGCAUCCGAAGAUGGGCAGCCACAAAAGAAACAUGACUCGCAUAAUCCAUGCUGAACUGCGCAAGAAGUGGUCCGGUUGGUUGAGUGAGCAGGACUCGGCACCUCCAAAAUUACACUAUACCGUGAUGAACAAGGUAACAGACGAUAAGGUCAUCAACAACGCCUUGCAUGAAUUACACGAGGAACUCUCGCGUGCAGAGAAAGAGAGACCAGAAUUGGAAUCGGCUGUGAAGGGCUUGACGCUAUGGAAGUACGAGCGCGGCUUCUGGAAUGACCCGCAGCACUUCAUAUUUGGGAAAGGUACAUCUUAA